AUGAAUUUGAAAAUAUUGCAAUUCCUAACAAUUUUCUAUUUUCUCAGAAAGAUUUGCUCAAUCCAAUAUCGUAAUCGACUAGAUUUUCCGCCAAUUUGUCAAAACAAAGAAUAUUUCGAGACAUUUGAAAAGACUUUGGUUAUAUUUAUGCUGGAUAGGCGGGACAGUGCGAUUUUUGUGAGUUUUCGGGGGACAGGAUAAUUUGAUUCUCAAGGUUCGGUUGCUUGAGAAACAUGCUUUCUAGGCGCUGCUCCUAGACAAUUAGGUACUCUAGGCUCGGCUGCUUGAGAAACAUGCUCCCAAGGCUCGGCUCCUUGACAAUCAAAUUUGCAAGGCUCGCCUGCUUGACAUAGAAGCCCUCAAGGCUUGGCUACUUGAGACACAUGCUCUCAAGGCUCGGCUCCUUGACAAUCAAAUUUUCUAGGCUCGGCUACUUGACACACAAGCCCUCAAAGCUUGGCUGCUUGAAACCUAAGAGUUCUAGGCGCUGCUCCUUGCUAGUAUCGAUCUCUAGGCGUGUAUACUUGAGAAAAUGGUUCUCUAGGCUCGGCUACUUGACAAUCAAAUUUUCAAGGCUUGCCUGCUUAACAUAGAAGCUCACAAGGCUUAGCUACUUGAAACCUAAUAGUUCUAGUCGCAGGACCAAUCCAAUUUUUCUCCAGAAUUCCGAACUCAGCUACAUGUUCAAAUUGUUCACAUGUAUUUUCCCGGAAGAUAAUUUUUUCUACGACAUUAUCGAUUAUUCUUCACAAUCAGAUUGGCAACAACCAUUUCCAAAAAUGAAACGCAGAAGAAGAACACAAUCACUACAUCAACUUUACUACUUUGACCCUUAUACGGAACCGGAAAGUGUUUCAAAAAUCGAUAGGAUUAUUGAAGCGCUUAAGUAUUUUAAUGAAAAACGAAAGGAGGUUAGGAAGAAGUUUAAUGUUAUAAUUUAUAUCCCAUUUAUUGCACCGCUUUUGGUUCCAAAUUCAACUUCAAAUUCAAAUUCAACACAUUACAUUUACAAUUAUUCAUCGAUAAAUAUUCUGGAAAAUCGAUUGGAAUCCCUUAAAAAUCCCAAAAACACGACAUUUUAUCGAAUUUUAAAAUUUGAGAAAUACAAUGAAACGAUUAUUCCAUUCGUGGAGCUUCCAAUGGGAUUUUGUGAGUUUUUAAAAAAAAAUUUAACAGACGUUAUUCUUAAUAUUGGAAAUGGCUCUGUACAAAAUGACACAUGGUGGCCAAUAAAUUGGGAAUCGAUUUUUUAAAAGUACCACCCUUAAAAAGUAUAUUCCACAUAAUAACUCGACCUGAAACUGAUUCUCUAAUUUAGGGUAACUCGGUUUAUGUAAGAGGGUCGAAAACUUCAAAUGGUCGUAACUAGGCUUAAACUCAAUAUUUUUUGAUGAGUAAAAAAGCAUUUUGCUCGUCUCGGUGAGCUCUUGCUUAUUGAGUGAAGACCCAAAAACGAAAAUCACUCUCAACUUCUAUCCACAAACACCCCAUUUUGAAAAUCUUUUCAGAGGCUUUAGUGCACUCUCUAACCGCAAAAAUAAGAUUCGCCGUGAUUUUUUAGGUAGGUAUCGAUCAAAAUAAAAAUUUUAAACCUUGGCCCAAGUCGAGUUUUAUGGCCCUGAAAAGAUUUGAUCUAUUGCGCGCGCACACACGCGCGCGCACAUGUGUGUGUGCAUGUGUGUGGGUUACUGUAGUUUUUUUAUUUUUUUAUUUUUCAUCUUUUUUGUUCAAAAAUUGUCAGAUACUGUUUUUUGAGAAAUAUGAGGUUCUAAGCUAACGAUUUGCAGCUAGAAUUUUGACUGAAAAUCGAAAAUUUCAAAAUUUUCAGCAUGAAAAAGCUGAAAUUAGGCUAAAAAUGGGCUAAAAAUUGAAAAUUUUGAUUUCGGUCUCAAAUUUUCAGAAAUGCUUAGGGCAGUUGAGAAAAACAUCUGAAAUUCAAAAUUUCAAAAUUUUCAGCAUGAAAAAGCUGAAAUUAGGCUGGAAAAGGGCUGAAAAUCAAACAUUUUGAUUUUCAUCACAAAUUUUUUGAAAUGGUUAGGGAAGUUGUGAGAAGCAUCUGAAAGUCAAAAAAUUCAACCUAUUCCCAGCUUUUCUGAAAAGUUAUAACUUUUCAGAAGGCCGCCAACCGAUUCUGAAAGUUUGAGCUCAAUCACACAAUUUUCGAUAUGAAGGAGCUUCUUGAGAACAUUUCAAUCAGAAAAAGACCUGGAGUGCGUGAGUUGCUCCUUGACAUUCACGCUCUCAAGGCUUUGCACCUGGAUAUUCACUCGCUCGAGGCGUGGCUACUUUACAGACAAAAUAAGUUCUCUAACAAAAAGCCACACUUCGUGAGCUUGUCUUAUGAUCCCAAUUCGCAAAGAGACACAGAUUGCCAAGACGCAGCGGCUUGAAGGCUCAUCCAACUAGGAGCCCCGUCUUGCCUAUCAUUCUGUCAUGGAGCAACGCUUUCAGAACGUGAAAGGCUCAUCUAAAAAUGUUCAAUUUUCAGCCUGUUUUCAAGUUUCCCUGACUAAAAAUUUCGAAAUUUUGAAUUUCAGAUGUUUUUCUCAACUGCCCUAAGCAUUUCUGAAAAUUUGAGACCGAAAUCAAAAUUUUCAAUUUUUAGCCCAUUUUUAGCCUAAUUUCAGCUUUUUCAUGCUGAAAAUUUUGAAAUUUUCGAUUUUCAGUCAAAAUUCUAGCUGCAAAUCGUUAGCUUAGAACCUCAUAUUUCUCAAAAAACAGUAUCUGACAAUUUUUGAACAAAAAAGAUGAAAAAUAAAAAAAUAAAAAAACUACAGUAACCCACACACAUGCACACACACAUGUGCGCGCGCGUGUGUGCGCGCGCAAUAGAUCAAAUCUUUUCAGGGCCAUAAAACUCGACUUGGGCCAAGGUUUAAAAUUUUUAUUUUGAUCGAUACCUACCUAAAAAAUCACGGCGAAUCUUAUUUUUGCGGUUAGAGAGUGCACUAAAGCCUCUGAAAAGAUUUUCAAAAUGGGGUGUUUGUGGAUAGAAGUUGAGAGUGAUUUUCGUUUUUGGGUCUUCACUCAAUAAGCAAGAGCUCACCGAGACGAGCAAAAUGCUUUUUUACUCAUCAAAAAAUAUUGAGUUUAAGCCUAGUUACGACCAUUUGAAGUUUUCGACCCUCUUACAUAAACCGAGUUACCCUAAAUUAGAGAAUCAGUUUCAGGUCGAGUUAUUAUGUGGAAUAUACUUUUUAAGGGUGGUACUUUUAAAAAAUCGAUUCCCAAUUUAUUGGCCACCAUGUGUCAUUUUGUACAGAGCUAUGUGUGGAAAUUUCCUUUCUUACAAAUAAUGUCUGUUAAGAGACGUUUUUUGCAAAAUGGUGAAUUUUAAUGAAGGAGCUCGGACAACAAAAAAGGGUGUAAUUUUAGAAUCGGCUCAAAUUUUUUUUAUUGAUACAUGGAUGGAUGGUGAACAUUUUCCACCAUAUUUUUUUCCAUAAAAUCGAUGCACCAAUUUGGUGGGGGGUGAUGAAUGCGAAAAAGGGCAUUUUUUCAAAAAAUCAGAACUCAGCUCAAACUUCAUUAUUUUUGAUGAUCAAAAAAGGAUUUUGUAGCUCUUGAGACGCUCUUUACUCCUGAAUUUACUAGAAUUGCCGAAAUCCAAAAAGAAAUUUUCAAUAUUGAUGGAAAAAUUUUGACGCUAAUUUUCCCCCCUUAAACGCCAUUUCCGCAAUUUCUAACUCGAUCCAUUAGAUCCGCCUUGCAAUUUUACGUCGGAUUAGUCGAAAAAAACGGAAAAAAAGGGGGCCCUCAAAAAAGUUCUAUUCCAGCUUCUAAUUUUCAUUCUGACGCGCGCAACACACAUGUGUGUAUUUUGUGUACGCAUGCUCCCACAUAUGUGUGUUGUGUGUUUGGUGCUUGAAAUAUACAAGGGUACUGUAGUGUGUGUAGUUUUUUUUGUAUUUUAAUUGUAGAUUUAGCAUCUGGGGAGGUAAGAAAAACCCCGGAGGAUUUUUACAUGCAAAAAUGUUUUUCCUGGGUGUGGACCUUUUUGAGAAUUUUUUGGUUCUGAACUUUGAAAAAUUGUAACUUUACUUAUAGUGGACGAAAAAAAUCGAACAUAAAAGCUAAACAAAGCUUACAUUUCGCUCUAUGAAUUAAGCUAAUGGACAGUUCUAUGAACUGGAAAAAUUGUUGUAACAAACUAAUUUUUUUGACGUACAAAAUUCGAAAUUUUCAAAAAAAAAAAGAGGAAAAUUCGAAACAUGGUUUUAUAAAUUGAAAAUUGGUGAGAGUGAGGUAGACGCAGAAUCAGUUUAAAAAAAAGAAAAAAUCCAUAAUUUUUGAAACCCAUGUUGCUGCACAUUGCCUGAAAGUUCAAGAAUGUAUUUUCAAAAAUCAAGCUGAAUGCUUUUUCACAAGUUCUAGACCAGCAAUUUUUACUGUAGAUCACACUGUAUUUUUUCUUGCCAGUUCUGAGAGACGCAGACUUUAACGUGGGCAGACAAAUCUCUCGCCGAAAAAGGGAGAGAAAUAGUGUGUGGCAGACACACAUCGUGUCGAGACCAGCCUCUUUCUCUCUCUGUCUGCGUCUCCUCGGAAUUGCAUUUUUCUAUCAGAAAAAAACACAGUGAUCACGCAGGACUCCAAUACACACCUCGGCCAAGCCGUGGCUGGCCAGAGUACAAUUUUUGGAAAAAUCAGAAUUUCAGUUUUUAGAGGACAAAAACUGAAAAAUUCACAAUUUUUGUACUGUAAAAAGUUAGCGUACAAUUUUUAUUGUGGAAACCACGAUUUUGGCCGAGGUGUGCUCUUUUCGUACAACAAAUAUGUCUUCAAGACUUGACAUAAAAUCUAUCAAGACGCAGUACCAAGUGAAAGUUCUUCAGGCAACUUUGCUAGACAUAUCAGCUCUUCUGGUGCUGAUAGAAAUCGCGUACACUUCAUUUUUGAUUCCCUGAAACUUCUCCCAAAAAUUAUUUUUUAGAUAAUAUUUGUCAUGUUGUGAGGAAUCUAUCCAGUGAACUUUUUUCACGUUUUUAACUUUACUUAAAAUUGCAGCCUGCAGAAAACACAUUUCUGUUUAUUUUUGCAAGAGAAAAGCAUAAAAUGAAAAUAUUUCGAAUUUUCCUCUUUUUUUUUUGAAAAUUUCGAAUUUUGUACGUCAAAAAAAUUAGUUUGUUACAACAAUUUUUCCAGUUCAUAGAACUGUCCAUUAGCUUAAUUCAUAGAGCGAAAUGUAAGCUUUGUUUAGCUUUUAUGUUCGAUUUUUUUCGUCCACUAUAAGUAAAGUUACAAUUUUUCAAAGUUCAGAACCAAAAAAAUUCUCAAAAAAGGUCCACACCCAGGAAAAACAUUUUUGCAUGUAAAAAUCCUCCGGGGUUUUUCUUACCUCCCCAGAUGCUAAAUCUACAAUUAAAAUACAAAAAAAACUACACACACUACAGUACCCUUGUAUAUUUCAAGCACCAAACACACAACACACAUAUGUGGGAGCAUGCGUACACAAAAUACACACAUGUGUGUUGCGCGCGUCAGAAUGAAAAUUAGAAGCUGGAAUAGAACUUUUUUGAGGGCCCCCUUUUUUUCCGUUUUUUUCGACUAAUCCGACGUAAAAUUGCAAGGCGGAUCUAAUGGAUCGAGUUAGAAAUUGCGGAAAUGGCGUUUAAGGGGGGAAAAAUAGCGUCAAAAUUUUUCCAUCAAUAUUGAAAAUUUCUUUUUGGAUUUCGGCAAUUCUAGUAAAUUCAGGAGUAAAGAGCGUCUCAAGAGCUACAAAAUCCUUUUUUGAUCAUCAAAAAUAAUGAAGUUUGAGCUGAGUUCUGAUUUUUUGAAAAAAUGCCCUUUUUCGCAUUCAUCACCCCCCACCAAAUUGGUGCAUCGAUUUUAUGGAAAAAAAUAUGGUGGAAAAUGUUCACCAUCCAUCCAUGUAUCAAUAAAAAAAAUUUGAGCCGAUUCUAAAAUUACACCCUUUUUUGUUGUCCGACCCUAUUUGUCUUUUUGCAAAAAACGUCUCUUAAAUUGUUUCCAUAGAAAUUUUUUUUUUGAUUUUCAGAUGACCUAUUGCCCCGGAAAAAGAUUGAUGAGAUUGGUGAAAAAUUGUGGGUUCCCUAUAUUUAAAAAUUUGAAAAAAAUGAAAUUUUCAGCGCGGUUCCAUACAUCUUGAAACCUAUGCCUACGGUUAUCCACCAUCACUACCACCAAAAAUCCACCUACAUCUACCCAGAAGAUCGUGUAAAUCCCUCAAAUAACUCCUGGAAAUCCGCAUUUUGUAUCUCAAUUGGAAUCGGCACAUUUCUCCUGGUGAUUUUCACAAUUUUCGCCUCAUUUUAUAUCAAAAAAUUGGGAAAAUUGAUCGAAAAUCGAUUGAUGGAACAAGGAGAAAAUCAGAAGAAAAUAUCGGAGAAAAAAAGCGAGGAAAAUGUGGGGAAAAUUCGAAAGAAACCGUCGAAAACUAAGAAAAUUGCGGCGAAAAAGAGAAAAACUAUAUUAGAUGUUGAUAUUUGA
Caenorhabditis angaria is the source of this 6450-nucleotide messenger RNA. NCBI's taxonomy places the organism in Eukaryota, Metazoa, Nematoda, Chromadorea, Rhabditida, Rhabditidae. The record is from the annotation of a GenBank genome assembly.